UGUCAGAUGCUGGGGAGCCGGGCGGGCGGGCGCGCUGGCGGCGGGUGGCGGUGGGGACUUGUUGUUCUUCGCGAAGUCGGAGCCGGAGCGCGCGGCGGAGGCGGCGGCCCAGGGGGAGCGCGAGAGUGAGCGCGAGCGCGAGAGCGCGUGCCCGCGAGUAGCAGCCGCGCACCCGCUCUCCCUGCUCAACAUAAGUUACAGUUUCCAAGCAGUUCUGUCCGGGUGACUGUGCCCAGGUUAUGACGACUAAUCCCAAACCGAACAAGGCAUUAAAGGUUAAGAAGGAGGCGGGCGAGAACGCCCCGGUGCUCAGCGACGAUGAGCUGGUGUCCAUGUCGGUUCGGGAGCUGAACCAGCACCUGCGGGGCCUCACCAAGGAGGAGGUCGUGCGCCUGAAGCAGCGCCGGCGCACGCUCAAGAACCGCGGCUACGCCGCCAGCUGCCGCAUCAAGCGCGUGACGCAGAAGGAGGAGCUGGAGCGCCAGCGGGUGGAGCUGCAGCAGGAGGUGGAGAAGCUGGCGUCGGAGAACGCCAGCAUGAAGCUGGAGCUGGACGCCCUGCGCGCCAAGUACGAAGCCCUGCAGACCUUUGCGCGCACGGUGGCCCGCGGGCCUGUCACGCCCACCAAGGUGGCCACCACCAGCGUCAUCACCAUUGUGAAGUCCCCCUCCGUGCCCUUCUCGGCUGCUUCCUAGUGCUCGAGGCAGGACGCCAGGUGGACCUCAUGCUUGACAGGGUCCCAUGGGGACAGACCCUUAACACCCGAGUCGAAGUGCAGACCCCGCGGGGCACCCGGUGGGGCCACGGUUGUGGGUGCCGGAUGAACUGUAGGGUCUUGUGAGCCUGUGUGCCGCACGCCUUCCCACACGCACACACACACACCACACACCACCAGCCUUCCUCUGGGCCCUGCCAGCUCUCUCUAGACUCUGCUUCAGGCCUGUGUCUUGCACCAGGGGAGUCGGGAUGUGCGGAGGGAAGGUCCUCAGAAGGUUCCUGGCCUUGUGGCCCAAUGGCAGGGGCUCCGUCUUCCACCCCUCCCCUAAGCAGCCUGUCAUCACGUGUCAGCACCUCUGUCCCCUGCUGAGGCCCACCAGCCAGCACAGAAGCCCCCUCGCUGCCGUGACGGAGCUCCGGUGCCCCAGGAGGAGCCUUUUGUUCCUGGUGUCGGAACACACCCUGACCCUGCUUCAGCGUUAGCCAGACCCCGUACCAGGAAGCCGAUGGAGGAAGGCUCUUGAGUGGGCGCGUGUGUGCACGUGCACAUAGGGCGUACCUUCUGGCACGCCAGGGCACCAGCAGCAUUGGGGGCCUUGGAGAAGCAGCUUCUUCCCUGUGGGGUCCCUGUGAGAGUUCCAUAAGUGUUACGAAUUAUCCGUGAGUGUCGGGGUGAGUGGAGGGAGGUCUCCAGCAGGGAGCAGUAGUGGGCGCCCUGCUGUAGCCCACAGAGUCCUGGGAAGGUGGAGCCCGGCGCACGGAGGGGGCAGCGGGCGCGGGCCAGGGGGGCAAGAGGAGCACAUUCUGGUGGAACAGGCGUGAGGUCGCCCAUAGUCCCGGGAGCAGCAGUGGAGCUGGGUGGCACCCAAUUCCUGCUGCUGAGGAGACAGGAGAGCAGGAUGACAGGUGGGGGUGGAGGAUGAGGGGGGCACGGGGUCGGAAGGGCGUGCGGACCAGUCUCCUGGGCACACCGUCAGCACAGAGGACAGUCAGCACAGAGGACGGGGACUCUGUAUCCUUGGUGCUUCGUCGCCUGGGGCCUUCACUUGCCCUUUUGGGCGCUUGGAGCCCCGAUGACCUUGGUGACCUUUGCUGGGGUUUCCUUCCCGGAGAGCUGCUGCAGGGGCUCCCGUGUGGCCAGGUGUGGCCCUGGCCCUUUCUGCCGUCCUGAGAAGGUGCUGGGUGAGCUGCAAGCCCAGCCCCACCACUGGCCCCAGGCUCCAGCCCCCCCCCCAGUGAGACCCCCAGCAAGCUGCCAAGGAGGGGGCAGAAGAUGAUCCCCAGGGCUUCCUCCGUCCUGCUGCUGCAUCUGUUAGCAGCGGACAGAAGGUGACUGGGCCUUUGGGGGAAGGCAGUGGUCUGGGGUGCGCUGGGUCCUUGCGGAGCCAAGUCCUGCUUUGUAAAGGAAGCUGUCGGUGCCAUAGCCGUGGUACGUAAUCCACAUUGGAUAUCAGUAAGGGCCGUGGGAGAUAUUUAAGAGAGAGAAGUAUAUAUAUAUAUAUAAAAGUAUAUACACAUUUUAUCGUACAGAGUUUUUGUACCUUUUUCCUGUUUGAUACUGUAAAUCUAGAGCAGAGCCGCAGUUUGAGUGGGUGGAGUGGGAUUCAUCAGCUAGUCCCAUGUCCCAUGUCAGCCGGCUGGCAGCUCCCUAGGCACCCCCCUGCUCCCUUGUCGUCGUCCUGCUCUUCCCUACAGGGUCCCGCUGACAGCACUGGGUCCCCUGGGCCUGGGGGCCUGGCCAGGUGUCCUGGCCAGCUUGGUGGCUGCCUGGGUCCCCAGAGUGCCCUGUCCCGAGGGACACAGGUGGGCGAGCGUGGGCUUGGGCCCCAUCCCUGGACCGAGCAAGUUCCUAUCGCCAGGGGCUGUGGGCCAGGGCCCCCCAUCUCCGGGGACCAGGGGCCACGGAAGGCAGACAGACAGGCGCAGUCCCUCAUGUUUUUCCUCUUUUCCUUUCAGAUCAUUGGAAUUUCACUGUCACAAUUUAAUAUAUGGAGUUUUUUAUUUAAGAGAAAAGGCAAGGGCCUCUUUGUCGUGUGGGUUUGUUUUUGUUGCCUGUGCUUCAGGUCGCGAGUGCUUCCCCAAGCACGCGGGCCCUUGGCUCUCCCGUGGCAGGGCCUCCGUCUGAGCUCAGCACCCGUCUUCCUUUGCCUCCAGCCGCUCAGCUGUUUCAUUUCAAUAUUUAUUUUUGUGCUGCUUUUAUCAUGAUAUAAAUUAUUGAGAAGAGACCCUGUAUGGUGGCCCUCGCUUGUAGGGCACGUGCCCCGCGCCCACCCUGUCCCCACGGCCACCAGCUAAUUUAUUGCUGUACAUCUCUGCUGUGAUGCUUUUGUACCUUUGCAAUAAAGAGUUUUCUGGUUUCA
Messenger RNA from Rhinolophus ferrumequinum (greater horseshoe bat), 3077 nucleotides. It is a transcript of the gene MAFK, whose product is annotated as MAF bZIP transcription factor K. Gene Ontology annotation, cellular component: nucleus. Gene Ontology annotation, biological process: regulation of transcription by RNA polymerase II. The record is from RefSeq and is a predicted model, not a curated record. NCBI's taxonomy places the organism in Eukaryota, Metazoa, Chordata, Mammalia, Chiroptera, Rhinolophidae. The coding region runs from base 240 to 695 and encodes 151 amino acids. The transcript is spliced from 3 exons. Gene Ontology annotation, molecular function: RNA polymerase II cis-regulatory region sequence-specific DNA binding; DNA-binding transcription factor activity, RNA polymerase II-specific.